AUGAGAUCUCGUAGCUCUGGCGAGAUGUUGCCUGCCAGACGAAGGGAAACUUAUAAAAGGUUGGCGGGAGAAAACGAAAUUGAUGCCCCGGCGUCUAGACCAAUCGUCCUGCCAACAAAUAGGCGGGGCAAGCUGUACGGAGAUGAGUGGUCUUGAAAAUGGAGAGGCGGUUCAAUGUUAUAUUUAUUUUUAAGAAUUCCCUCUUGAUUUCCAUUACACUCCUGCUUUCAGGCCCCAUCCCAUCCCAGCUGGGGAACCUUUCAGCAUUGCAGAAUCUUGACCUUUCCAACAACAAGCUGAGCGGUGAGUCAACACGGUAUUUUGUAGCUCUUCCCGGUCGAUUUGCGUGAGUCCGUGCAUGAAUCUCGCCGAUGCGUAGGUGAGCACGAAGUUCCACAAUCGUGGAAGUCGCGGGAUAUGUUUUGCCAGCACCAAACGACUCCGCGUAUGCUGUCUCGAAAAUAGAGGGGCGGCUUAAUGUUAUCUUCAUUUCCCUCUUGAUUUCCAUCACACUCCUGCUUACAGGCCCCAUCCCAUCCCAGCUGGG
This is a messenger RNA of Ectocarpus sp. CCAP 1310/34, 547 nucleotides long. Lineage: Eukaryota; Phaeophyceae; Ectocarpales; Ectocarpaceae. The record is from the annotation of a GenBank genome assembly.